CCGGGAUCAAAACGGGAGGAGGCGAGAGGCGUCUGAGAAAGCCGAGAGGCGAAGGCAAGACGCUCCAGUCUGGGGGCUAUGGUUGCGGCUUUGAUCAUUUCUGAGCUUCUUCCAGCAUCCAGACUAUUGGGACUCUAAUUUUUACAGACAGUUACCAUUCAGCUCCUGGCGUUUCCCCCUUUCUCCCCUUGUCUCCUCACUACCUUCCCUUUCCCCCUUCCCCUGUUAUAAAACUCCAGUGCAUCGUGAGAUUGCCAUGGAGGCUAGGGAGUCCCUAGGCAGCUCCCGGCAAAGGGGAGGCGAGGCAGAUUUCCUGCCGGCCACGGUUGCCUCUGUGAAGCCUCCACCUGCUUCCAGCUGCACGGGGGAGACCAUGUUGCCUGCUUCAGGCUCUGGGAAAGGGAUCGCAGUGAGCGGGGAACGAAUGGAACCAGAAGAAGAGGACGAGUUGGGUUCUGGGAGAGACGUGGAUUCCACUUCCAAUGCGGACAGUGAAAAAUGGGUGGCAGGAGAUGGCCUGGAGGAGCAGGAGUUUUCAAUUAAGGAGGCGAACUUUACAGAGGGGAGUCUGAAGCUGAAAAUCCAGACCACUAAGAGAGCCAAGAAGCCCCCUAAAAACCUGGAGAACUAUAUCUGCCCACCUGAGAUCAAAAUCACCAUCAAGCAGUCUGGGGAGCAGAAACUCUCCCGAGGUGGGAAAAAUAGCAAAGCAGCUAAAGAGGAGGACAGAGGACACUCCAAAAAGAAGGUUUAUGACAGGCCCCCAAAGCAUUCUGCUCUGCACUAUGACCCAGGCCUCCAAAAGGACUUCACCAGCGAAACCUUAAAAUCAAAGCACCAGCAAAAAAGCAGCAGCCAGCACCAUCUUGACUGGUCAGCAAGCUCUGACCCCGGAUCUGCUUCUCAAAGCUGCUUCCUCAAUACAGAAUCCAGCCGAGAAGCAACUAGUGCCCCAAAGGCUUCUGCUCAAGAGACAGUUGUUUCUUUCAGCAAGUCUCAAGCAAAGAAAUCUGGUGCAGGAAGCACAUGGAGUCAGUUGUCAACCAAUAAUAAAGAGCUGGCUUUAUGCCCUGCAGUUCCGUCACCAAAUAACAUCACUGCAGCAUCUCAGCCUAGCAAUCCCUCCGAGUGCAAUGGGCUUUCACCUCUAGUGGAUAAAGAGGGAGGCGGUCAAAUGGAGAUCCCUGACCAACCCAUUGGGAGCUCAAAGAAGAAAUCCAGCAAAAAGGACUUGAUAAAUCAAAGCAUCCAAAACACAGAUGUAGAAUGGGUGAAAAAUGCCCAAAAAGCAUUUGAGAACAAAACCCAUGACGGCAUAGAAGGGAAAAAGGAAUCUUAUUCAGUGGACAAAAUACUAGAAGCAUCACCCUCGAGGCCGAACCCAAGUUCGGCCAAUGGUUCUGAGAGUGACACCAGUCACGUACGAAUCACUAUCCCAAUAAAGACUCCGACAGCAGAUAUGUCUGGCCACAAACGGAAAAAAAGGCAAUCUGCAAAAUCUCCAGCAGAUAAAACUAUCCAGGAAAAAAGCCUACCUUCUGGACUUCCCAUGAGCUGUGAAGUAGCAAACAGGACUAGUUCCCAACUGGAGGGGAGUAAAAAAGAUCUCCGAGUCACAAAGCAAGGGAAAGCUCCUGAGAACGAGUCUCCCUUGGCAGCUCUUGAGAGCCCUGACAAAGCUUCCCCAAACAGUGCAAGCAGGCUUAGAAAAUCUGCAGCUGCAACAUCCAUGCCUACACUUACCAACCUUCCUGCACCUAGCAAAUUGCCAGAGAUCCAGCACCCAAAACUUGCAGCAAAACGGAGAUGGACCUGCAGCAAACCUAAAAACAUGCUUCGGGAAACCUCUGUGGCUACAUCUGAGAAGCUGAUGGUGGAGCCUCCUUCAGCCUAUCCCAUCACGCCAUCUAGCCCUCUGUAUACCAAUACAGACAGUCUUACUGUGAUUACACCCAUCAAGAAAAAAAGAGGACGGCCAAAGAAACAGCCUUUGCUCACUGUGGAAACCAUCCAUGAAGGAACCUCCACCAGCCCGGUCAGUCCAAUCAAUCGAGAAUUUCCAGGCACAAAGAAAAGGAAGAGGAGACGGAACCUGGCCAAGUUGGCCCAGAUGGUCCCAAUGGAAGACAAAUCUAUCAGCGAACUGAAGUUUCACAAAAAGGUCGGCAAGCUGGGCGUGUUGGAUAAGAAGACCAUCAAGACUAUCAACAAGAUGAAGACCCUCAAGAGGAAGAAUAUUUUGAACCAGAUCUUGUCCUGCUCCAGCAACAUGGCUUUGAAAACAAAAGCCCAGCCACCAUCCAGCACAGGGGCUGCAACCAUCGAUGCCAGACUAGGGAAACAAAUAAAUGUCAGCAAGAGGGGGACUAUCUAUAUUGGCAAAAAAAGGGGCAGGAAGCCGAGAGCAGAGCUGCAGCCCCCUCCAGAAGAACCGAAGACAGGCAUCAAGCACUCCAGGCCUGUUUUGAGCCAGCCAGAAAACCCAGCAGUGCCUUCCAACUUGCAGUCACUUGUGGCAUUGUCACCAGCAGCUAUUCAUCCGCUUUCAACGCAGUUAGCGGGGUCUAAUGGCAACCUUAGCCCUGCAAGCACUGAAACCAAUUUUUCAGAGUUAAAAACUAUGCCAAAUCUUCAACCCAUCAGUGCUCUUCCCACAAAAACCCAGAAAGGAAUGCACAGUGGAACUUGGAAGCUGUCUCCACCCAGGUUAAUGGCUAACUCACCUUCCCAUCUGUGUGAAAUAGGUUCUCUGAAAGAAGUCACGCUGUCACCAGUGAGUGAGUCUCACAGCGAGGAAACCAUACCAAGCGACAGUGGAAUAGGUACAGACAACAACAGUACUUCUGACCAAGCAGAAAAAAGCUCAGAAUCCCGCAGGAGAUACUCUUUUGAUUUCUGUACCCUGGACAAUGUAGAGGCCAUACCAUCCGACACCAGCACAAAGAACAGGCAUGGUCACCGGCAGAAGCAUCUCAUUGUUGAUAAUUUUCUUGCUCACGAGAGCAUUAAGAAGCCAAAGCACAAGAGGAAAAGGAAAAGCCUGCAGAACAGAGACGACCUCCAGUUUCUUGCAGACCUCGAGGAGCUCAUCAACAAGUUUCAGGUGUUCAGGAUCUCCCAUCGAAGCUACACGUUUUACCAUGAAAAUCCAUACCCCAGUAUUUUCAGGAUUAAUUUUGAUCACUAUUACCCUGUGCCAUAUAUCCAGUAUGACCCAUUGCUCUAUCUUCGCAGGACCUCCGACAUGAAGUCUAAGAAGAAGCGUGGUAGACCUGCCAAAACCAAUGACACCAUGACAAAGGUGCCUUUUUUACAAGGGUUCGGUUACCCUAUUCCCAGUGGGAGUUACUAUGCACCCUAUGGAAUGCCUUACACAUCAAUGCCUAUGAUGAAUCUUGGUUACUAUGGUCAGUAUCCAGCUCCUUUGUACCUGUCCCACACACUUGGAGCAGCUUCCCCAUUUAUGAGGCCCACAGUGCCCCCACCCCAGUUCCAUUCAAGCUCUCAUAUGAAGAUGUCCACCACUGCCAAGCAUAAAGCCAAACAUGGAGUGCACCUGCAGACGCCUGUGGGAAUGAGCCUGGGAGACAUGCAGUCCUCCCUGGCGCCUCCGAAAGCUGGAGGAACAAGCCUUUCUAGUGGCCGACUUCACAAAAGAAAACACAAACAUAAGCACAAGCAUAAGGAUGAGCGGCUAUUGGGGGCACAUGACGAUCUGAGUGGUCUUUUUGCUAGCAAAUCCACCGGCUUCUCCAGCCACGCAAUCAGUGAAAGGCUAAGUGGCUCAGAUAAAGACCUCUCGUUGCUCAGUGAGAAAAGUAAGCAUAAGGAGAAACAGAAGCACCAGCAUUGUGAAACGGGACACAAAGGCUCAAAGAGUAGCUUUGAAGUGGAUACUCUGUCUACGCUGUCGCUUUCUGAUGCCCAGCAGUGGACACAGAGCAAAGAUAAAAGUGACUCGAGCAACGAUCCCCUUGACUCUUGCACAAAGAGAUACUCGGGUAACAAUGAGAAUAGUGCAAGGUCAGAGUCCCUGGACAUGUUUGGUGAAAUCAGUUGCUCCGGUGAGAAGCGGGACAACGACGCGAAUGGGAAUAAAAGACGAAGCUUUGAAGGGUUUGGAACUUACAGGGAAAAGGACAUUCAGUCCUUCAGGAUGAAUAGGAAGGAUAGAAGUACUUACGAUUCUUCAGCCUCUUCAGUGUGCAGAUACAUUAGAGGAUCUCAACUAUUUCCACAUCUCAUUUACAUAAUGGAUGGGAUUCCUAUGGAAAAGACGCACCCUGGAGGCACUAAAGUUUAUCACAGAAUAACAAGUCCCCACUUAAAAGCAGACCAGACUUCACUUCAUAGUAGAAUAGAAAGUUCUGCUUGUAACAUGAUGACUAGAAGGAAACCAGCAGCUCUUGAAAAUGUUGCCGUGCCACCAACGCCAGUGUUAUCGCUCCUACCUUCAUCAGCAGCAACAUCUGACGCAGCAGCCAGCUCAUCGCUGAAAAAGAGAUUCAAGCGUCGGGAAAUCGAAGCAAUCCAGUGUGAGGUGCGCAAGAUGUGUAACUACACCAAGAUCCUGUCCACCAAAAAGAACUUGGAUCACGUGAACAAAAUCCUGAAAGCCAAGCGGCUGCAGAGACAAUCAAAGACAGGCAAUAACUUCGUAAAGAAGAGGAGAGGGCGUCCCCGGAAGCAACCUUUCUCGUUUGACGAAGACUCUAGAGACCAAAUGCCAGUUCUGGAAAAAUGUGUUGACCUUCCCAGCAAACGAGGUCAGAGACCCACCUUGAAUCCUUUAAUACUGGAACAAGCAGCCAGUCAAGAUACAGUCAUGGCCACUAUUGAGGCGGUAAUCAACAUGGCUCGAGAGACACCACCGCUUCCUCCUCCUCCCCCACCUCUUCCUCCGCCUCCCCCUCCCCUUCUUCCCCGGACACCACGAGUUGGAAAGAGAAAAAACAAACCACAUCUGCAACAGCAUCAAGAAGAGGAGGAGGAAGUGAAAGUGAAAAGGCACCGGAAAGCUAGAGGAAGUGAAAGCGAAGUUCUUCCCUAGUACAGACACAUCCCUUGGAACUCCAGUCUUGGGUGCUGAGCACUUCAGGACCGACACACUGCAGUGCAUAAGAGGUGUAGGUUCUGCCUGACAUCUGCCGCAGCAAUCA
Molecule: messenger RNA, 5159 nt
Organism: Pelodiscus sinensis (Chinese soft-shelled turtle)
Lineage: Eukaryota; Metazoa; Chordata; Testudines; Trionychidae
Gene: SETBP1
Product: SET binding protein 1
Biological process (GO): regulation of DNA-templated transcription
Cellular component (GO): nucleoplasm
Molecular function (GO): histone H3K4 methyltransferase activity; DNA binding
Source: RefSeq, a predicted model, not a curated record